UCUCGCGCCGAACUCAGACGCCGACGCACCGCGCGACUCAGAGAAGGUCUGUCCGACGUGCGCGCGUUGCGCUGCAACCGGAGAGCCGUUGCUGCGAUGGUGUGAGCGGCGCCCGAGUGAGAGACGAACCCGGGACCUGGCCAUCGGUUCCCAUCCGGCGCUCGGCUGUCAGGUACAGGUAUACCUGGGUCUGGGUAUACCAACCGGGAGGAGAGCACAGUCCAGCAGCGAUGCUUGGUGCUCGAACCAAGAUUGCUGCUCACAGGAGGAAGUAGAGUGGCAGUUGUGCAUGCCGAAAGGAAGGAAUGUGGAUGGACGAGCCCAUGCCGAAGGCUUCUGGGUAGUCAGGCAUUGACUCCCAGACGCAUGACUGACAUCGGAGGCAGUGCACGGUAAAGGACUGCAGUGCCGCUGAUGUUGGGGGAGAGACUCCCUCAAGGUCCUCUUCCGCCUUACUGGACCGUGAAGCAGCGUGGUGUGAGGAAAGAGCGGCGGAGUGAUGCCCCCACCUUCGGACAUCGUGAAGGUGGCCAUCGAGUGGCCCGGCGCCAACGCUCAACUCAUCGAGAUUGACCAGAAGAAGCCGUUGUCCUCCAUCAUCCGGGAGGUGUGCGACGGCUGGUCCCUGUCGGGCUCGGAGCAGUUCGCGCUGCGCUACGCCGAUGGCCCACAGCUCUACAUCACGGAGCAGAGCCGAGGAGAAAUCAAGAAUGGGACCAUCCUCCGGCUGGCCAUAUCUCCAACCCGAGCUGCCAGGCAGCUGCUGGAGAGGAUCCAGUCCCACGGCAUCGACGCCCGGCUUGAGGCUCUGAAGGAGCUGGCCAAGCUGUCUGCAGACCCCACCUUUGCCACAGAGUUCAUCAACAUGGAAGGCAUUGGGACCCUAGCAAGGCUGGUGGAGAGUGGGACGCACUUCGGCGAGAUGCUGGCCUUCACGCUGACCGCCUUCCUGGAGCUAAUGGACCACGGCAUCGUGUCUUGGGACCUCAUCUCUCUCUCAUUCAUCAAACAGAUCGCCGGCUACGUGAACCAGCCCAUGGUGGACGUGUCCAUUCUGCAGCGCUCGCUUGCCAUCCUGGAGAGCAUAGUGCUCAACAGCCACAGCCUGUACCAGCGUGUGGCACAGGAGAUCACCGUGGGACAGCUCAUCGCGCACCUGCAAGUGUCCAACCAGGAGAUCCAGACGUAUGCCAUCGCACUCAUCAACGCCCUGUUCUUAAAGGCACCUGAGGACAGAAGGCAGGAGGAGCAUACUAAUGUGAUGGACCUGCCGCUCACCGAAAUGGCGAGCACCCUGGCUCAGAAGCACCUGAGGUCCAUCAUCCUCAACCAUAUUAUCCGGGGGAACCGGCCCAUCAAAGCAGAGAUGGCACACCAGCUGUAUGUGCUGCAGGUGCUGACCUUUAACCUUCUGGAGGAGCGCAUGAUGACCAAGAUGGAUCCCAGCGAUCAGAUGCAGAGGGACAUCAUCUUUGAGUUGCGGAGGAUUGCCUUCGACGGGGACAGCGACCCCGGUGGCACGGAGAAGCGCAAGGCUAUGUACACCAAGGACUACAAGAUGCUGGGCUUCACCAACCAUGUGAACCCAGCUGUGGACUUCACGCAGACACCGCCGGGGAUGCUGGCCCUCGACAACAUGCUGUACCUGGCCAGGCUACACCAGGACACCUACAUCAGGAUCGUUUUGGAGAACAGCAGCCGCGAAGACAAGCACGAGUGCCCCUUCGGCCGGUGCGCCAUUGAGUUGACUCGCAUGCUCUGCGAGAUCCUGCAAGUGGGAGAGCUGCCGAACGAGGGUUGCAACGACUACCAUCCCAUGUUCUUCACGCACGACCGUGCAUGGGAGGAGUUCUUCUGCAUCUGCAUCCAGCUCCUCAACAAGACCUGGAAGGAGAUGAGGGCCACAGCAGAGGACUUCAACAAGGUGAUGCAGGUGGUCCGGGAGCAGAUCACCAGGGCCUUGGCCAUGAAGCCCACCUCCCUGGACCAGCUAAAGAGUAAACUGCGGGCGCUAAGCUACUCUGAGAUCCUGCGGCUGCGGCAGUCCGAGAGAAUGAGCCAGGACGACUUCCAGUCACCGCCAAUCAUCGAACUCCGCGAGCGGAUCCAACCCGAGAUCCUGGAGCUGAUCAAACAGCAGCGCCUCAACCGCCUCUGCGAAGGCAGCUGCUUCCGGAAGGUUGGCAACCGCCGGCGGCAAGAGAAGUUCUGGUUCUGCCGUCUGUCCCUUAACCACAAGGUGCUACACUACGGAGACCUGGAUGAUCCCCCUCAAGGCGAAGUGCCUUUUGAGAUGCUUAGUGACAAGAUCCCUGUGUCAGAUAUAAAGUCUGUGGUGACGGGGAAGGACUGUCCUCAUAUGAAGGAGAAGAGCGCCCUGAAGCAGAACAAGGAAGUCUUGGAGCUAGCCUUCUCGAUUCUGUACGACCCCGACGAGGCCCUCAACUUUGUCGCUCCCAAUAAGUAUGAGUACUGCGUGUGGAUCGAUGGGCUCAGCGCGCUGCUGGGCCGUGAGAUGAACAGCGACCUCACACGCAGUGACCUCGACACACUAAUUAGCAUGGAGAUGAAGCUCCGCCUCUUGGACCUGGAGAACAUCGCCAUUCCUGAUGCCCCGCCCCCAGUCCCCAAGGAGCCCAGCACUUACAACUUUACCUACAACUACGGCUGAGGAGGACAGAGGGGAUCGGGAAGAAGGGGAGGGACUUAUGAGAUAGGGAUGGGUGGGGGAAGACUCCGCCCUAAAACUAAACUCCUCUUAAGGAUAACUACCAAGUAAUCGGACUGCUGUGGGCCACUGAAAUAUUGAAGCAUUUUGAUAAUAUGCACUCAUUCCCUUUUGCGUGUUUCUAAAAGAUUUGCUACAAAGUUCGAGUGACCAUCACUACAAAGCCUUAUCAGCUGCCGUACCGAGAACUCAAGCAUCUGUAUUUUUUUUGUGCAAAUUUCAAUUACUCUAAACCACGACUUUCUUGGUGAUCUAACAGAGCUGUUGUCUCAACAGCGUUUCACUCGUGUUGACCAGUACUGUAGGGGGUUAGGGUCUUUUAUAGCGUUUACCUUCGGUAUCAGCCCCUUUCACUCCUUCUGUACUAAUGCUCAUUGACGUUUGUUAAUCAGAAUAGAUUCUAUUUUUGUAAAAGAUUAUGUGAAACCAGCCCAGCAACAAAAGGGACGUUUUAUUCUGAGCAACCUUAGUCUUUCAACCGGAGCGGUCUGACUAGUAUAAGUGAAACACUAGGACUAACCCAACCACUUCCAAGUGCUUUGGAAAAACUGCGACCGCUUGUUUCAGGUAAACUACUACUACUUUAUGGUUGACAGACACCAAGUAGUUGUUGGCAGUGGCAACAUGCUGAAAUACUCUGUGAAGGACUUCCAUGGUGUUUUCUUCCAUCUUGGCAGCAGCAUAUCUGGUAAAGCAUAUGAUCAAAUUAAUUUUUUUGUGCGCUUUGCUUCAAAGUGUAAUUCAAAAAUAAAGUCAAACGGUUCAGUGCACGCUAUGAAUUGAAAAUGUUGGAAUUUUGAGUGAAGGGACCUAAACAUGAUUAGAUUUUUGCAGUUCAGAAACACUACUUGGAGAAUUAUGGUUAGUAUUGAGGGGCCUGAGAGCACGGUGCUUAAAUUGUAAAUUGUUUUAGAUGACUGCCUUUUUCUCCAGGCAGUAGAAUAACAGUAACAGGAAUAUUGACAUAAUUGCUUGUUUAGGAAAUGUGAUGCUUUUAGUUAUUGGUCUGUAUAGAAAAAUACAAACCAGCUGGACUGUCAGUCAGGAUCCCCCCCCCAAACAAGGUGAAUUUCUUUGGGGUGACCUGUGCCAAAUACCCCAGUUUGGGUACCUCUACAGGAUCUGCACUCUGAGGGGUCUGGCCUGGACCCUGUGAUUUUAACACGUUGGGUCUACGGACAUCCCACUUCCUCCACAGGACACGUUUGUGGAUGUUGCUAUGAUAAGGGAUGUUGUGUCACCAUCUGUUUUUUGUGUUGCCAAGGACGUUCCUGUCCUUGUCCUUUAAACAAUAACUAAAUGGGAUCAGGAAGAAGUUCCAUAAAGAAUGUCUCUUUACCAUUUGGCUAUGUGAGAGCUGCCACACAUCACCUGCUGCAUGUUAUACACCUGGAUAAUCCAAAAAGAACCUAUUGAGAGGUGUCCCUUUCCCUGUGCUUUGUAUGUCUCCUGUGGAGAGCAGUGAUCUCCAGGACAUUACAGCUGAAUUGCCACCAGGGUGAAGCAGUAGUUUACAACCAGCAUAUUUUUGGUUCUAAUCUCAUUCCGGAUGCCUGCUUCACCCUCCAUCCACAUCUAUCCUGCUGAAUAGAGUGGUACCUUUUACCCAUCAAUAACCCUAAGCAACAAACUCAUUGUGGAAGUUCUUGAAGAGUUUCUCAGUUGGUCAUCACUGCAGGCAUACAGACCAUACUUGUUUUCUAACUUGAUUCUUAAAGAUCUUACAGGUUCCUUAGCUGCCGUUGAGUAUUAUCCAAAGUGAUCUUUUUGUUAGAUACCGUCUCGACCCGCUGCGAGCGAAUGGAUUCUGCUCCGUAUUUGUCGAAUACAGUCUGAGGGACUUGACAACUGUAUAGUGGCUGUGAAAUUUUUGUACCAUUUCACGAAUUCAGACUUGAGUAACCAUGAUCUUGUGAAUGCUAGUAAUUACAGUGGUCUUCUACAUGUUGUUAAUAAAACAUAGUGUAUAACCAUAUAUAUAUAGACAUAUGAGAUAUGUAUAUUUUGUGUUGCCUUAUUGAAAGUUGUACUGAGUGAAUAAAUCGAAGUUGAACCGUUU
Messenger RNA from Scleropages formosus (Asian bonytongue), 4787 nucleotides. It is a transcript of the gene elmo2, whose product is annotated as engulfment and cell motility 2. Gene Ontology annotation, biological process: actin filament organization; cell motility. Bases 500 to 2671 code for a protein of 723 amino acids. Lineage: Eukaryota; Metazoa; Chordata; Actinopteri; Osteoglossiformes; Osteoglossidae. The record is from RefSeq and is a predicted model, not a curated record. The transcript has 24 exons.